Molecule: messenger RNA, 987 nt
Organism: Calliphora vicina (urban bluebottle blowfly)
Lineage: Eukaryota; Metazoa; Arthropoda; Insecta; Diptera; Calliphoridae
Product: repetin-like
Exons: 4
Coding region: 1-987 (328 amino acids)
Source: RefSeq, a predicted model, not a curated record
AUGAAGGAAAAGCUCUCAGCCACACGACCACCCACCUUUACCGCCCUCAACCGUGACAUCCUCAUCAAAAACCAGCGACAGGAAACACCAAUAUCAACAGCAACAACUACAACAACAUUAUUGUUGUCAAGCAACAUUCAAAAAAACAAUAGCAACCAAAUGGCAAAGGCAGGAACUGUAGCAAAAACAGCAGUCAGUCAAACUGAAGGUCAAACUCAACGUCAAACUCAACGUCAAAGUCAAGGUCAAACUCAAGGUCAAACUCAAGGUCAAAGUCAAGGUCAAACUGAACGUCAAACUCAAGGCCAAACUCAAGGUCAAACUGAAGGUCAAACUCAACGUCAAACUCAACGCCAAAGUCAAGGUCAAACUCAAGGUCAAACUCAAGGCCAAACUCAAGGUCAAAGUCAAGGUCAAACUCAAGGUCAAACUCAAGGCCAAACUCAAGGUCAAACUGAAGGUCAAACUCAAGGUCAAACUCAAGGCCAAACUGAAAGUCAAACUCGAGGUCAAAGUCAAGGUCAAACUGAAGGUCAAACUCAAGGCCAAACUCAAGGUCAAACUGAAGGUCAAACUCAACAUCAAAGUCAAGGUCAAACUCAAGGUCAAACUCAACAUCAAAGUCAAGGUCAAACUCAAGGUCAAACUCAAGGUCAAACUCAAGGUCAAACUCAAGGCCAAACUCAAGGUCAAACUGAAGGUCAAACUCAAGGUCAAACUCAAGGCCAAACUCAAGGUCAAACUGAAGGUCAAAGUCAAGGUCAAACUGAAGGUCAAACUCAAGGUCAAACUGAAGGUCAAACUCAACGUAGAAGUCAAGGUCAAACUCAAGGUCAAACUGAAGGUCAAACUCAAGGUCAGAUGCAAGGUCAAACUCAAGGUCAAACUCAAGGCCAAACUCAAGGUCAAACUGAAGGUCAAACUCAACGUGAAAGUCAAGGUCAAACUCAAGGUCAAACUCAAGGGCAAACUCAAGGUCAAACUUAA